Molecule: messenger RNA, 734 nt
Organism: Entamoeba nuttalli P19
Lineage: Eukaryota; Evosea; Mastigamoebida; Endamoebidae
Product: thioredoxin, putative
Exons: 1
Coding region: 1-405 (134 amino acids)
Source: RefSeq, a predicted model, not a curated record
AUGUUACUAUUUUUCAUUCCUUUUAUUUUAUUUUUCUCUUUAUCAUCUGCUUAUAUCUGGGAAUUUGAUCCAAAUAAACUACAACGCCAAUUAACUCAAAACAAAACUGUCUUAUUAUUACAUUAUAUCCCUUAUGGUGAAACAUAUAAAAAUUAUAAAAGUACAUUUAGUCAACUCGAUGAAGCAAUACAAAAACAACAAAAUAAAAAUAUUAUUGUUGGUCAAAUAGACUGUGAAGAAUAUGAAGACUAUUGUGAAAAUCAUCAAAUAACUCAAUACCCUUCAUUCACUAUUCUUCAACCAAAUGACCAAACAAUUUUUAUUAAUUCUCUUGAAACAAAAAAAAUACAAGAAACAUUACACACAAUCGGUAUUGAAAUUGAAGAUAUUAAACAAUUCAUAUAGUCACUUUCACUUUUGAAAAUUCUACUGAAAUAGCAAAAGAACCAACUCUUGUCAAAUUCUUUGCUCCAUGGUGUGGUCAUUGUAAUAGAUUAAAACCAAUUUGGGAAAAUAUUUCACGAGAAUCUAAACUCAGAAUUGGUGAGGUAAAUUGUGACAAAGAAUCUCGAUUAUGUUCUAUUUAUUCAAUUUUCCACUAUCCAACAAUUAUCUAUAUCACAAAAGAUCAAAAUAACAAUGAAGUUAGAGAAGUUUAUGAAGGAGAAAGAACAUUUAAAGACUUAAAAACAUUUAUUGAACAGAAAAAUAAUUCAAAGAAACAAGAACUUUAA